UGCUUCUAGACGCACAUAGAAGGCCUGCUAGUCUCAUCGCCUGAUCAGCGCAGAGAGAUUUUCUCCAUUUGGAAGGAUGCAUGCACCCAACUCGCGGCUCUGAAAGCUUUUUUCGGUUCGUCAGAGCACUGCUGACCUUCUUGCCCGUAGGGCGUUUUCUGACUUUCUGACGCCAUGGCGCUCCGCUAUCAUCUCACCUUCAUCGAUGAGGAACCAGUGUUGAAGAACGACAAACGUUCCCGUAGCUGUCCAGCUACAGAGCGUCAGUCCAGCAAGUACCAGGACUGGCAAUGCUACAUGCAGGUGGCCAAGUUGCGGAAGAACGCAGAUGUCCUCAAGUUGAAGCAGAGCGACACGCCCAGCAACUCCGCCUCGUUCGAUCAAGGCUUCGGAAGUAAAGGAAGUUUGGGACACCCGCAUCUUUGCCGCCGGCCUUGCAUCAAGUUUGCUCGUGGAUCAUGCGAUCAGGGCGCCCAGUGCGGCUUUUGCCACAGUUCGCAUCCGCAUCGGCCCGCGACCUUCGACAAGCAUGGCCGGGACACGUUGACCUCCUGGCCCAAGACGAGGAUCCUGGCGGCGGUGCUUCCACCUAUGAAGGCUCAAGCUGAGGAGAUGGAGCUUCGCGGAGCACAGGAGAUCCUGCGGCUCAUUGAAUGUGAGCUCACCAUCCGCAGUGCCGAAGGUGCUGCAAAGGAGCCCACCGCGGCGGGGAGCCCAGUGGCGCCCCCUCCGCGGAAGAUUCGCCAACGUCUCGAGCUCAUGUCCUUCAUCAGCCUUGUCGGUCUAGUGCGCUCCUACGUUGGGGGCCGCCUGGCCGCGCUUUUGCUCCAAUCAUUGGCGGAAACGCGUGAGGAAGUCAAGAGCUACCAGUAGGCAGGCGGAAGUUGCAGGUGGAACUCCUUGAGAUGGACGUGUCCAAGAUUUGAGUUUUCAUAACGAGGUGUGUGGUGGCUCGUUGGUACUGGAGACAUGCUUGCCAUCUUGUUUGUGGACACGUGGUCCUCUCAUUUCAAUUAAUCGAUGCCAACAUCUCAAAUGCCAUGAGAGGCAACACGCGGAACGUGCAGGUGAUUUUAAUUAACAGGUGAACUUGCUAAACUUCUCAAGCAAUACUCCUUGGAUUGGUACUAGGUGUGGUCCUCGGCACACCCAGUGCGCCAGUCUCUAGGUUCGCAUGCCACCUUUUGA
This is a messenger RNA of Durusdinium trenchii, 1188 nucleotides long. The record is from the annotation of a GenBank genome assembly. Lineage: Eukaryota; Dinophyceae; Suessiales; Symbiodiniaceae.